Messenger RNA from Electrophorus electricus (electric eel), 1867 nucleotides. It is a transcript of the gene chrnb1, whose product is annotated as cholinergic receptor, nicotinic, beta 1 (muscle). Gene Ontology annotation, biological process: monoatomic ion transmembrane transport. Lineage: Eukaryota; Metazoa; Chordata; Actinopteri; Gymnotiformes; Gymnotidae. Gene Ontology annotation, cellular component: postsynaptic membrane. The record is from RefSeq and is a predicted model, not a curated record. Gene Ontology annotation, molecular function: acetylcholine-gated monoatomic cation-selective channel activity; transmembrane signaling receptor activity.
AACCCCCUGCCCGACACGCCGUAACUCCGCUCACAGCGCAGGCUGCGAAACUCUCGAGAAGGAAACGGACGUGCCUUAAAGUUUGCUUAGCGCAAAUAAAAAUAUUAUAGUGUUUUGAAUUCGUGGGUCACGAUGAAGGCCCAGGACUGGCUCCUGCUCACCUGCUGUGUGUACGGCGUGUGCGUAAUCGGAGGGGCCUCAGAAGCAGAGAAUGACUUAAUGAAUAAGCUUUUCACCGCAUACAACCCCAAAGUGCGGCCGGCCGAGAAGCCCCAGAGCAGAGUGGUCGUGAGGAUCGGCAUGAUCCUGUCAUCUUUCAUUAGCCUGAACAUGAAGAAUGAAGAGAUGAACACCUUUGUGAUCAUGAACAUGGAGUGGAAGGAUCACCGGUUGACCUGGAACCCCAAAGAGCAUGAUGGGACUGACAUACUUCGAAUUCCCUCAAAAAAAUUAUGGCUCCCAGACAUCGUUCUUAUCAACAAUAACGAUGGUGUGUUCGAUGUGUCUCUGUAUGUCCAUGCCCAGGUGUACAGCAAUGGGCGAGUGACAUGGUCUCCCCCUGCUAUCUACCGGAGCUCCUGUGGAGUUAAGGUGACAUACUUUCCCUUUGAUUGGCAGAACUGCACCAUGAUAUUCCACUCUUCUACGUACGACUCCUCUGAAAUAGAUCUUCAGUAUGCCCUCGAUGAGAAAGGCGACGAGAUCCGAGAGAUCAUCUAUGACACAGUCUUCAGUGAGAGCGGUGAGUGGUAUAUUCGUCACAAGGUGACCAAGAAGAAUGUGAAGAAGGAAGACUUCUAUGAGGACAUCACCUUCUACCUGAUCAUCGAGAGAAAGUCCUUGUACUACAUCAUCAACAUUAUCCUGCCCUGCGUCUUACUCACCAUCAUCGCUAUCUUUAACUUCUAUCUACCACCCGAGGCUGGAGAGAAGAUGGGUCUUUCCAUCAACGUUCUGCUCACCCUCACUGUCUUCCUUCUCCUGCUGGCUGACAAAGUUCCGGAGACUUCCCUAGGCGUGCCCAUCAUAGUGAACUACCUGAUGUUCACUAUGAUCCUGGUGACGUUCUCUGUCAUCCUCAGUGUGGUGGUGUUGAACCUGCACGAACGUUCACCCAACACCCAUGACAUGCCCCUGUGGGUACGCAAGAUCUUCCUCCACCAGCUGCCCCCAUACCUGGGCAUGCAAAGGCCCAAGGUGGAGGUGCUGCCCUCCUUGGAGCGUCCUCCCAAGAAGGAGAACCUCAACGCCACUAGCCGAGGAGCAGACGAGUACUUUAUCCGCAAGCCCAACACCAGUGUGCUCUUCCCCAAGCCCAACAGGUACCAGCCAGACGGCCUCUGUACGGACCUGCGGAAAUUUAUCGAUGGCCCCAGUCUGCACCUGACUCUGCCUCCAGACCUGAAGUCUGCCGUGGAGGCAGUCUGCUACAUCGCCGGGCAGAUGCAGGCGGAGAAGGAUUACCAUGCUAUGGUGGACGACUGGCAGUUUGUUGCCAUGGUGGUCGAUCGCCUCUUCUUCUGGAUCUUCGUCGUCUUCACCACCAUUGGUACACUCGCCAUUUUUGCUGAUGCCAGCUUCAAUGCCACACCCACUGACCCCUUCAUGGAACCCUGACCUUGGAACUCAUCACCCUGACCUUUGACUUUUGAGAUCCAGAACACACCUAGGCAGUGGGCAAAGCACACUGCUGAACACAGAAUUUCAUAUGUUUACGUCCAUGCUCAUGUGUCGCUAUAGAUAAAGAGUGCAAUAUUUAUUCUGUCACUCAGUGAGAAGUGUUCUGUUAAAGAUAAUAGCUGUAAUAGUUUUUUGAUAAAAGUGUGAAUUUGAUGUGUUAAUUAAAGAUACUGUGUAUGAAAAGGAA